Messenger RNA from Coniosporium apollinis CBS 100218, 225 nucleotides. RefSeq lists its product as uncharacterized. Gene Ontology annotation, cellular component: cytoplasm. Bases 1 to 225 code for a protein of 74 amino acids. NCBI's taxonomy places the organism in Eukaryota, Fungi, Ascomycota, Dothideomycetes. The transcript is spliced from 4 exons. The record is from RefSeq and is a predicted model, not a curated record.
AUGGUUCUCGGCCGGCUAGCCCACUACGCGUUCGAUGCUGUCCUCUUCUCCGCCUUCCUCGCUGGUGUAAAGCGCUCAACCGGUCUCACCCUGCGAUCAGACAGCUUGGCCGAAUCACCGAAGCUCCGCAGCUGGAUCGAGACGUAUCUGGGCGUGGGUGAGGUCAUAAUGGACCAGAGCGUCGCGAUUAUGAGCUCGAGUGGGUAUUUUGAGCGGAAGAGGUGA